Cokeromyces recurvatus is the source of this 393-nucleotide messenger RNA. RefSeq lists its product as uncharacterized. The transcript has a single exon. Lineage: Eukaryota; Fungi; Mucoromycota; Mucoromycetes; Mucorales; Mucoraceae. The record is from RefSeq and is a predicted model, not a curated record. Bases 149 to 358 code for a protein of 69 amino acids.
UUUUAUUUUAUUUUAUUUUAUUUAAUAAAACAAAAAAAGAUGAAUUCACUUGCUUCUGGUAAACUAAUAUAUGCUUAUACAAGUAAUAUGAUAUGUAAUAAUAAACGGGUAUACUACUUUUAAAGAGAAUAGAUGUAAAGAGGAUGAAAUGAUUAACAAUAGUACUGGACAUGGUACGGUCAAUGUCCCAUUUUCUCAAGAAAGUGAUACUAGUCAACAGUCAAAUCAAAAGCAAUCUACUACUGCUAAUAACGUAAAAGACAAUCAAGAGCAUGAAUCUACUGAAGGUUCCUUUGGACAUACAGUUAAACAUGGACCUUCCCCAAGAACUAUUAAACGUGAUUUGGAUAAUGUUUAAAUAAAUAAAUAAACAAAUAAAAAAAAAAGUUGCCU